AUGCUGAGAUUCCUUUUGCUGAGCAUCUUGGUGGGCCUGGCUCUAGCCGAAAAGAGGCCUGAGCCCAGGUACCUGGAGAAUGUAGAGGAGAGAGUUGUGGGUGGAGAGGUGGCCCCGCCUAACUCAUGGCGCUGGCAGAUCUCACUACAGUAUUUGUCUGGCAGUUCCUACUACCACACAUGCGGUGGAUCUCUGAUCAGAACUCGCUGGGUUAUGACUGCUGCUCACUGUGUUGACACGCAGAGAACAUGGCGUGUUGUCCUGGGAGAUCAUGACCUUUAUACCCAUGAAGGCACAGAGCAGUACAUGAGUGUCAGUGCUGUCCAUAUUCACCCUGGGUGGAAUCGUAACAAUGUUGCUGGAGGGUAUGACAUCGCUCUGCUGCGUCUGUCUGCUGAUGCCUACCUGAACUCAUAUGUGCAGCUGGCGUCUCUGCCUCCUUCAGGGCAGGUCCUGCCCAACAACAACCUCUGUUACAUUACAGGCUGGGGAAGAACUCAGACUGGCGGUCAGCUCUCUGAUAAGCUGAAACAGGCUUAUCUGCCUGUGGUGGACCAUCGGACAUGUUCAAGCAGCAGCUGGUGGGGCAGCACGGUCAAGAGCACCAUGGUGUGCGCUGGAGGCUACAAUGAAUCCGGUUGCCAGGGUGACUCUGGCGGCCCCCUGAACUGUCUAGUGAAUGGGCAGUAUGUUGUCCAUGGAGUUACCAGCUUUGUGUCAUCUCUGGGCUGCAACACUCUGAGGAAACCCACCGUCUUCACCCGUGUCUCAGCCUACAACAGCUGGAUCAGCAGUGUAAGUGCACUUACUGUUUAA
Molecule: messenger RNA, 816 nt
Organism: Neoarius graeffei (lesser salmon catfish)
Lineage: Eukaryota; Metazoa; Chordata; Actinopteri; Siluriformes; Ariidae
Product: elastase-1-like
Exons: 7
Coding region: 1-816 (271 amino acids)
Biological process (GO): proteolysis
Molecular function (GO): serine-type endopeptidase activity
Source: RefSeq, a predicted model, not a curated record